Molecule: messenger RNA, 1866 nt
Organism: Penicillium olsonii
Lineage: Eukaryota; Fungi; Ascomycota; Eurotiomycetes; Eurotiales; Aspergillaceae
Source: the annotation of a GenBank genome assembly
AUGAGAGUGCCAUUGAUUCUUUUUCCAGCCUUCGUGGUAGCUGCUGAGGCCCAGGAACUAUACCUGACAACAACCGGUUACUCCGCACGACCACAAUGUACAGAGUCUAGUGCCCUGACUCCGCAUUACCGGUUCCAGCCAUUUUCGUAUACCCUGAAUGAGACUGUCCGUUAUGCCACAUCGGUGCCGUCCCCGACCACAACUCGGACAUAUGCCCCGGCCUACACGGAGGCCGUCAAGCACUUGACCACUAGCUGGUCGACAACAACAUGGGGGAGUUGGAUCCCAGGCCAGACGGAAAUUAGUGCCACAGACUCGCAAGACCCGUAUGGUCAAGCUGCGUGGUCCUCGAUGUGGCAGCAGGCUGAUCUCCAUAACUAUACCACCACGGGGAUAUUCUCAACCACGGUCAGUCCUACUGCUGUGCCGAGCAGUGAGCUGGUGUUGCCUCCGCGGGACUACUUUGGACCCACGGAUUGUUAUAAUUUCCCCAAGGACUUUAUUUUCGGUGUGGCAGGGAGUGCGGCGCAAAUUGAAGGCGCUGUUGCACUAGAUGGCCGUGGUCCUUCGUUGUUGGAGAAGUUGGUUCCUGACAAUAAGCCAAAGGACUUCGUGACCAACGAGAACUACUUCUUGUACAAGCAAGAUAUUCAGCGCCUGGCUGCGAUGGGUGUGGAAUACUACAGUUUUACAAUUCCCUGGACGCGGAUCUUGCCAUUCGCCCUUCCAGGAACCCCAGUUAAUCAGCAGGCCAUUGAUCAUUACGAUGACUUGAUCGAUACAGUCCUCGAUGCUGGGAUGACGCCAGUAGUGACUAUGCUUCACUUUGACAGCCCCUUGCUGUUCGUUGCCGGUGACAACAUCACGAGACACCCAGAUAUUGGCUAUAAUAAUGCCGGGUAUCAAAAUGAAACCUUUGUUGAUGCGUUUGUGAAUUAUGGAAAGAUCCUUCUGUCACAUUAUGCGGAUCGAGUACCUAUUUGGGUGACCUUCAACGAGCCUCUGCUGUACGCAUUCAACUUCAAGGGCGUUGACCAUGUUGUCAAGGCACAUGCCCAGGUGUAUCGAUUCUAUCACGAAGAAUUGAAAGCGACUGGACAACUAGGCAUCAAAUUCAACGAUAACUUCGGAGUGCCCAAAGACCCGAAGAAUUCCAGCCAUGUGCUCGCAGCGGAUCGCUUCCAGGAGAUGCAACUGGGGAUCUUCGCCAACCCGAUCUUCCUAGGAAAGCAGUAUCCGGAAUCCGUGUUGAACACACUCCCCGGGGCCAAACCCCUGAGCAAAUCCGAGCUGAAGUAUAUCAACCAUACGUCUGACUUUUUCGGAAUUGAUCCCUAUACUGCCACGGUCGUCUCCCCAGCUAGCGAGGGAAUCAAAGCAUGCACAGCCGACUCGUCAAGUGCCAAUCCGCUGUUCCCCUACUGCGUCAACCAAGAAACCAAGAAUGUUUACGGGUGGAACAUUGGCUAUCGCUCGGAGUCAUAUGUGUAUAUCACACCAACGUAUUUCCGAGAGUAUCUUUACUACCUGUGGAAUACCUUCCGACACCCAAUUCUGGUAUCGGAGUUUGGAUUCCCAGUUGCCGCCGAGGCUGAGGCCGAGGAGCUUUCCGAUCAACUGUUCGACUCCCCACGCAGCGUCUACUACCUCUCGUUCAUGUCAGAGAUUCUCAAAUCCAUCUACGAGGAUGGUGUGCAUGUGAUGGGAGCACUUGCUUGGAGCUUCGUUGAUAACUGGGAAUUCGGGGAUUAUGCGCAGCAGUUUGGUAUUCAGACUGUCAAUCGCACGACCCAGGAGCGGCACUACAAGAAGAGCUUCUUUGAUCUAGUGGAUUUCGUCAAGACUAGACAGCCUCGCAAGGACUGA